Messenger RNA from Humulus lupulus (European hop), 894 nucleotides. RefSeq lists its product as uncharacterized. The record is from RefSeq and is a predicted model, not a curated record. NCBI's taxonomy places the organism in Eukaryota, Viridiplantae, Streptophyta, Magnoliopsida, Rosales, Cannabaceae. Bases 1 to 894 code for a protein of 297 amino acids. The transcript has 2 exons.
AUGGCAUUAGUUCUUCCUGUCCUUAUUCAGCCUAACCAGGGUGCGUUUGUUAGGGGCAGGUCAAUUACUCAUAACAUAAUGAUUUUUCAGGACCCCAUCAAGAAUUAUGGUAGGGCUGUAACUUCUCCUAGAUGUGCCAUUAAAAUAGAUCUUAGCAAAGCUUAUGACACAGUUGACUGGCAGUUUCUUGAAGAUCUUUUGAGGGCCUUUUGCUUCCCUAUGAAAUUUAUUGGUUGGAUAAUGACAUGUGUGAGAAACACAUCUUACUCUUUACUUAUGAAUGGUAGAGUGCAAGGUAGCUUUAAGGGUAAAAUGGGGCUGCAUCAGGGUGAUCCAAUGUCUCCCCUUCUUUUUGGAUCCCUCUCGGCAGUGAGCAUUUUUAAGGAGGCCCUAGGGAAGUUCAGUGAGGUUACUGGUUUAUCUAUCAAUACUAAUAAGUCUCAUAUUUACUUUGGUGGAGUUAAUGCAGCUGAGAGAAGGGUUAUUGCACAGGAAAUUCAGUUGCCUGAGGGGUCCUUUCCUCUUAGGUAUCUUGGGGUCCCUAUGAGACCAACUAAGUGGAAACAUGAGGAUUGUGAGAUUAUUGUUCAUAAAAUCAGGUUGAAACUAUUAUCUAGGACUUGUAGGCAUCUGUCCUAUGCAGGCCGCAUGCUUCUUAUACACUUUGUUCUGUUUGGCCUUAGAAAUUAUUGGAUGAGUGUGUUUAUUUUGCCUCAGAGUAUUGUCAAGGAGGUCGAGAAAUUAUGCCGAAUGUUUCUGUGGGGAGCUUCAGGGAAUCGCAGUAAACUUCAUCUGGCUUCUUGGCAUCAGGUGUGCCUCCCUAAAGCUUAUGGAGCGCUCGGGUUCAGGGAUGGGGCUAACUGGAACAGAGCUAUUUUAGCCAAGUACAUUUAG